ACUCCAGGCACGCCAGGCACGCAUGGAAAACCAGGCUAUCCUGGUAAGCACGGUCAUCACGGACAUCAGGGACAUCAUGGACAUCACGGACACCACGUUCAUCACGGACAUAACGUACAUCACGAACAUCACGGACAUCACGGGCAUCACGGAAAGCCGGGGCAUCUAGGUACACCGGGCACACCGGGCACGCCUGGCACACCAGGAACACCAGGAACACCAGGAACACCAGGAACACCAGGAACACCAGGAACACCAGGAACACCAGGAACACCAGGUACGCCAGGCACACCAGGUACGCCAGACACGCCAGACACUCCAGGCACAUCAGCCACACCAGGCACACCAUGCGCACCAGGUGCACCUGGGAAAUCAGGACAUCCAGGAAAGUACGGUCAUCACGGACAUCAUGGAAAGCCAGGAUAUCUAGGCAAGCACGGCCAUCACGGAAAACCAGGGCAUCCAGGAGCACCGGGAACACCAAACACAUAUACUGAACAGAGCUUUAGUAAACACAGUCAUCAGAGUUCUGAACAACAUAGUGAACAGGGCUGUUCUGUCUACACCUGGCCACCAAAACACCCAGGAAAACCGUGGCCAAAUGAACCAUACACUCACAAACCAGUGCAUCCAGGAACACCGGGAACACCGGGCACGCCUGGUACGCCAGGAACACCGGGAACACCCGGAACGCCAGGUACACCAGGCACACCAGGCACUCCUGGAACUUCAGGUACACCAGGCACAUUAGUCACACCAGGAAUGCCAGGCGUACCAUGCCAUCCAGGUGAGCACGGAAAUCACGGAAAACCAGGACAUCCAUGCGCACCAGGAACACCAGGAACGCCAGGCGUACCAGGAACUCCAGGAACACCAGGCACACCUGGCACACCAGGUACACCAGGAACACCAGGUACACCAGGUACACCAGGAACUCCAGGUGUUCCGGGCACAUCAGGAACACCAUGUACCUCAGGUAUUUCAGAUACACCAGGUACUCCAUGCAUACCAGGAAAGCCAGGACACCGAAUACUGCCAAAAGGAAAAGUCUGCAUCUGCUAUGACCACAUUGAUGAAAUACCAUACGCUGUGAGGAAACAGAUUUUCCGUUACUAACGGAAUUUAGAAACUCUAUACAUUUAAAUAGUGCCACAUCGUCUACCGCGUUUGAAUUAUUUUUGUUAUUUUUGUGGUGUAAAAAAACCUAUUACUUAUUGGUUAAUCCGUUGUCUGUUCAGAACCUUACAGGGCAGGUACGGCACUUCCACCCCACACGCAAUUUACAUACAUAAUCACCACUCAUUGACGGAGAAUGGAUUUAGAUUCUUCAGAAAAAGUUUUACGUUCCAUGUAACAAAAGACGAACGAUUUACGUCCGUGGUGUAUGGAAGAAACUUUUUUGACAGAUUCUGCGUUAAUUAGUGUGAUGUGUACUUAAAACGGUUUUUCAAUAAGUCUCUCAAUAUAUGUAGAGCUGUGGCUAUAUCGACAUUCAUUAAAAAUACAUAUUAUUUUUUUUAAUGAGCAAGUAGAAAAUACC
Messenger RNA from Hyposmocoma kahamanoa, 1540 nucleotides. RefSeq names its product cuticle collagen 2C-like. The annotation marks the transcript as partial. The transcript has 2 exons. The record is from RefSeq and is a predicted model, not a curated record. Lineage: Eukaryota; Metazoa; Arthropoda; Insecta; Lepidoptera; Cosmopterigidae.